Monoraphidium neglectum is the source of this 276-nucleotide messenger RNA. RefSeq lists its product as hypothetical. NCBI's taxonomy places the organism in Eukaryota, Viridiplantae, Chlorophyta, Chlorophyceae, Sphaeropleales, Selenastraceae. The transcript is spliced from 2 exons. The record is from RefSeq and is a predicted model, not a curated record. Bases 1 to 276 code for a protein of 91 amino acids.
AUGGCGGUAGCCGACGAGCAGCUGCAGCCCGUGCUGCCCGCCUCCCUGCCGGCCUCGCUGCUGGUUCUCUGCCAUGCCUGCUGCGACUUCGACCCGGAGAUGCGGCCGUCAUUCAAAACCGUUGUCGAGGAGCUGUCGGCGGCGAUCGACGAGAUCAAGGCCGCGGAGGCCGCGGCGGCCGCGCGCGGCGGGCUGCUGGAGCGCCUGAAAAACAGCAGCACGGUGCCAGCCAGCUGGGUGUCUGUUUUGGGGCAGCUCACGAGCCACAUCAGCUAG